This is a messenger RNA of Closterium sp. Naga37s-1, 681 nucleotides long. NCBI's taxonomy places the organism in Eukaryota, Viridiplantae, Streptophyta, Zygnematophyceae, Desmidiales, Closteriaceae. The record is from the annotation of a GenBank genome assembly.
AUGGUCCCUGUACAGUCUUUCACAGGUGGGCUGCUGGGCACAGGUGGGGCUGCUGGUCACAGGUGGGGCUGCUGGUCACAGGUGGGGCUGCUGGUCACAGGUGGGGCUGCUGGUCACAGGUGGGGCUGCUGGUCACAGGUGGGGCUGCUGGUCACAGGUGGGGCUGCUGGUCACAGGUGGGGCUGCUGGUCACAGGUGGGGUUGCUGGUGCUGGUGCUGGCGGCUGGCGCUGGUGCUGGUUCCUGGUGCUGGCAGCUGGCACUGGGGCUGGUUCCUGAUGCUGGCGGCUGGCGCUGGGGCUGGUUCCUGGUGCUGGCGGCUGGCGCUGGUGCUGGUUCCUGGUGCUGGCGGCUGGCACUGGGGCUGGUUCCUGGUGCUGGCGGCCGGCGCUGGGGCUGGUUCCUGGUGCUGGCGACUGGCGCUGGGGCUGGUUCCUGGUGCUGGCGGCUGGCGCUGGGGCUGGUUCCUGGUGCUGGCGGCUGGCGCUGGGGCUGGUUCCUGGUGCUGGCGGCUGGCGCUGGGGCUGGUUCCUGGUGCUGGCGGCUGGCGCUGGGGCUGGUUCCUGGUGCUGGCGGCUGGCGCUGGUGCUGGUUCCUGGUGCUGGCGGCUGGCGCUGGUGCUAGUUCCGCCGCCACUCCCAUCCCUUCUUCCCUCUCCCCCCCACAGCGACCGCCGGUGUGA